Messenger RNA from Doryrhamphus excisus (bluestripe pipefish), 2082 nucleotides. NCBI's taxonomy places the organism in Eukaryota, Metazoa, Chordata, Actinopteri, Syngnathiformes, Syngnathidae. The record is from RefSeq and is a predicted model, not a curated record.
AUGACUGAUCUACGUGGUGUUUUCCGGCGAGGAUGCAGGAGGAUGCCAGCGGUGCGCCAUGAGCACUGUGAGCGCUGUUUCGACGCCCACUGCCAGGUUCCUCCGUGGAUCUCCAUCGGCUGCUUGAUGGUCAAGUGUCCCAACAACUGCGGCGCCGCUCUCCACGCCUGCAAGGAAGAGGAGCACCUCCUUCUGUGCCCCAACGAGACGGUGACCUGCCUCAACGCCGGCUACGGCUGCCCGCUCGCCAUGCCGCGCCACAGGCGGGCCCAGCACUUGGAAGUGUGUCCUGCCAGCGUGGUCAGUUGCUCUCAGGAGUGGAACCGCUGGCCUGUUCCCGACACAGACUCCAGCUUCUACAGGAACGUGGCGGAACAAAGCCAUCCCCAUCUUGAUGUUGCUUUGGCUCUGAGGGAUCAAGAGCUGCUGUUUGAGUCCAUCAAGAUGAAGAACAUCUUCCCUGAAUUUACAGAAGAUGACACUCACCUUUCAGAUGUUGGCGUCUUUGAGGAUGAGUGUGAAGCUUCCCCUUGUUUAGACUCUGAAGGUCCACAAAAUGUUUGCACACUGAUGCGACAAGACGAAGUCAAGGACAGGGAGCGGGAAACCCUGGCCAAAAGCAAAGAUGUGGACAGCCUGGAGAACUACAUCUCCUGGGAGAGGAUCUUCAAGAAGGAAAUGAACGGCUGUGACCAGACCACCACAAAUGUCAGACGUGAGGAGAUCGAGAAGAGAGAAAGCUCUGCUUCUCCCAGCAUGACCGGGGCAACUGGCCUGGCACCGUGGCAGGAUGGGGUCCUGGAGCGGUUGGGCAAGGAGGCCAACAUAGCCGAGUAUAACAUGUAUUUGGUGCACAACGGCGCCAUGCUCAUCAACUUCGGCCAACUUGCUGCCUGCACGCCGAGGGAGAAGGAUUUCGUCUACGGCAACCUGGAACCCAUCGAGGUGAAGACUAUUCGCUCCUUCAAAGUUCCUACCAGCUAUCGAGCCAAGCGCUGCCACCUGAAGGACCCGAGUCGCAAAACCCAGGUCUCGCACCAAUGUGUGGACACGGCAGAUCUGGGCCUCUGCCUUGAGGACCUCCCAAAGAGCGACGAGGUCAGGUCCACACUGCUGUGCUGCCUGGAGAAAGAACUCAAAGGUCAUUCCAUCUCUGAAAGCGCCAGCACUGACGCUCUGUACGUUGACAUAGGGACACAAACGUAUAUCUUCAGUUUGGCUCCUUUCAAAGCCGAGGCCUCGCUUGGAGAUCUUAUAGCGGGAAAACCUCACUGUCUGUAUCUCCAAACAGAAACCGAAUCUGUCACCAGGAGACACAACAAGACCAGCUCAGCUUUCAGCUACAAGUGCGGUCUCUUCUUCCGCCGGGAUGAAUACCGCUCCCACUUCAGGAACAUGCACUCUGACAUCCAGGCCGGUCUGGAUGGAUGGUUCCAGCAACGGUGCCCCCUGGCGUACCUCGGCUGUACUUUUGCCCAGACCAGGCUUCACCCCGCCGGUCAACAAGCGGAAGUCAAAUAUCACCAUGGGGCCAACAAGGUAGUCAUCCAGCCAGAUGUCCCAUCAGGACUGCUUGAAGUUGUCAAAACCUCACGCCACCCCGACCCCCUCAGCCGCCUGCCCCUGGAGAUCCUGCAGCACAUCGCCAGACACCUCGACACUUUCACUCUGUCGCAGCUGUCUCAGGUUUCACGUCUCAUGAGGGAGGUGUGCGCCACCCUGCUGCAGACCCGAGGGAUGGUUUCUCUCAAGUGGGAAAAGAAGACUUAUUCCCAUGGGGGCAGCGCUUGGAAGAGUCGGAAAAAAGUUUGGGAGUUCAGCUCGCUCUUUGCCCCCGUGGAGCGAUGGAGCUUCAGCGACACACCCUCCAUGGCGGAGCAUCUCCACAUGUGCUGCUUCUACCAACGGGACGCACGCACCCAGCCUGUGGCUCUAAGGGGCCUAUCAGAGAGGCAGGAACGAGCCCCUAGUGGAGCCGUAGCUCUAUUGCAAAGAGGACAGGUGUCAGGAGUGGUGCUAGCAACUGCUGAGAAGCCGAAGAUGAAGAAGUGGAGCUUGACCGAAACUGAUGUGGAAAUCUGA